GAAAAUAACCUUUCUUACAACAACCACCACGUGUGGACAAUCUCUGUUCGGCUAGUUAAGCCUUGUUUGUUUGUAGUCAUGUGAAGAUGGUUCCAGAAAUUAAAUUUCCUACUCCCACGGUUAAAGGGACUAAGAACGAUAUUAUCGUGAAAAGAAGAGGAGGUGGCACUCUUAUCGACAGCAGACCCAUAUUUUCAUCGGAUGCUAACUACGUCUUUCUAAAUUGUGGUUGGGGUGUACGAAUAUUUAGUGUUAAGACUGGAGAAUGUGUCAGAACCUGUGAUGCUGGAACCAAAAAGGAGUCGGUUGUAAGCAUAUUUUUGUAUGAAGACCAGCCAUCUGCUGUAACUUCAAAUGGCACGUUUUUAUCAUGGGAAAUUAAAACAGGAAAAAAUUUGAGGAAACAGCAUUUUGAUAUAGGAAAAGGAAGUGUAGCUACAAAUGCAUUUCUUGUUCCUAACCUCCUUAGUUCAGAUAUUUUAGAUCUUUGCAUUAUAACAUUUGACCAGACUGAGUCUGAAUUACAACUUAAUUUUUUUGACUUAAGUGCAAAAGAAAGAAUACAGCAUCCAUUGGAUAAAACUGUAGUAAGUGAUGUCGAUAUAAAACAGGGAAUCUCUUUUGGUGGCCCUGAAGAGAAUAAAAUUAUUGCUGCAAUAUCUACUCGCGGAUUGAAUAUUUUUUCCUUGAACGGAAAAUCUCAAAUUAUUGGUAUCAAUCCUGGAGAAAAUAGGAGUUGGACAUGUGUGAGGGUGCACAGCUCUGAUUACCCUGUUGCUGCUGGGGAUACUACUGGUCGGGUAGUUCUUUUUCGAGCACCAUUAAGGAAAGGAAGAAAAAGUCCCCAAGCAGUUUACCAUUGGCACACACUUCCUUGUAGAGAUAUAGCCCUGACGCCUGCAGGAUCACUUAUGUAUACUGGAGGCGGUGAAAAUGUCCUAGUGAAAUGGAAUUUAGAAAAUCCUCAAGCACGAAAUUAUCUUCCUCGUCUCUCUGCUGAAAUUACUUUUAUCGAAAUUUCUAAAAACUUUGAAUAUGUAGCAAUUGCAACAUUAGACAAUAGUGUGAAAGUGAUUGAUACACAGAGCAGGUUGAUAUGUGUUCUUCAGGAACUUUCAUGGGGUGUACUUUCUACACCUUCUGCUCCGCUCUUUCCUGCAGGACUCAGUUUUGAUCCUAGAACUAGAGGAGUUGUACUAAAUGGAAGACCAGGGCAUCUGCAGUUUUACUCACCAUCAACCGAAUCAUUCUUAUUUAAUCUUGAUGUUACCCUUCGUAAUUAUUUAACUCAAGAACGAAAUAAAGUUAUAUAUAACACUGAAGUCACUGGUGCUUGCAUUUCAAGUGAUGGUGCUUGGCUUGCUACUUUAGAGACUCGAGAGGAUCCCGCUGUUAGGCUUGAACAGAGACUUAAAUUCUGGGAGUACAAUGUGGAUAAAAAAUGUUUUUGUUUAAAUUCGUCAAUUGAAGGUCCACACAAUGGAAAAGCACAUAAUUUUAGGUUUCGUCCAGGCUCUAAGUCUUUAUCAAUGUCUAAUCCGACAUCUGUUAACUACAUGCUGGUCACUACAGGUAGUGAUGCUAAAUUCAGAAUAUGGACCCCAAAUGAAAUUGAUAGCAUUUAUCGAAAAGGUGUUGUUUGGGGCUGUGAAAAUGCCUGCUUCUACCGACAAAAGGAUUGUGGCCCACUUAGUUUUUCUGAAGAUGGGACUAUUAUCGGAGUCGGUUUUGAAGCUUCUUUAGUGCUUUGGGACUUGACUGAAUUAAAAGUUACCGCAUCACUUAAUACACCGUCUAGAGAUAAACAUAUUAGGUUCGUGGAAUUUGGUCAAUUUGAAAGUUUCUGUGAAAUAGUUUGUGCAACAGAAGAUGAAAUCUGUGUUUGGAAUUUAAUGACACUUGAGUUAUCAUGGAAACUAUCGAUGAAUGUAUUGCUGCUAGUUCAAGAUGUGUCAUCAUCACACUUUGCUGUGUUCACUAAAAACAAUGAAGUGUUCAUAUUUAAACCUAAAUCGCCUGAAGUUAUCUACAAUAAGAAAAGGGUUUGUGAUCGUAAUGGUCUAGCAUUGUCUGCUCUCUUUGUUCCUAGACAAAGACAUCUGUCUAAUGUGCCAUCCUGGAUGCAAAACUCCCAGUUAUUUUAUAUAAACAAUAAUCAGGAGUUGCUGUGCAUGGAGAGUGAAACUGAAUCAGCAGAAAGCUUUUAUCUGAUGAUUCCCCAAGAUGUCAUUGAUGGGACACCAUUCAGCAAUCUUUUAGCUGCUCAGGUCGAAUCAGAAGUUAAAAGGUCAAAGCCUCUCAAACAAAAUGUCGGUUAUGGAAUCCUUGGUAGUGCUGCUGUCUCACAGUUUUUGAAAUAUCCAGCUCAUACUGUCCCAGCCAUGAGUCUAAUGUGCAGCAGUUUUCUUCAGUCCUUGAUUGUCACUAACAAACAAGAGGCAGAAAAAAUGGAAGUUGAUGAAUCUGAUGAAGGUCUCGCUGAAAGUGCUUCUGUAAGUUCAGAGGAGGAAGAUUCUAUUCAAAAUAAGAAUAGAUCUCCGAAAUCAAAAAAUAAGACAACCCCAGUAAUCGCCAAUCAUGAAAAUGGACUCUCAACAGCUGAAAAAUUGUCAAUGUUUUUCAAAGACUUGGAAAAGGAUGAUGAAGAGUUCUUAUUUGAGGAUAGUAGAAUAAAUGCUAGAGAAGAAAAGUUCUUUAUUGAUGGGGUAUAGAUUUUAAAAACAAUGUUAUCAAAUAACAUUUGUAUAUUUUGUAAAUAUAAACGUAUAACUUACGCAAUAUGUACAUAAUAAGAAAUUUUUAUGUAAAUUUUUAUUAACACAAAGCAGUUAGUACUUUCCAAAGUAUGUUACUAUGUUAUAGUAUAUAUUUAUAACUGAUAAAUCAUUUUAAAGUUUCUAAUAUCGAUGUGUAAUGCAGAGGAAGUAAUCAAAUAGUUUUAUGCUUUGUACAAAAUCAUUUUAUUAAAUUAAAUAAAUCAUAGGAUGCUAUUAUGAAAUUUCAGUUCUUUGAAGAAAUGUUUUAACUUUUAGAUUUAAGUUUUGCUUUUAAGUUUUACUUUUUAUUUGUAAAUAUAUCUUUGUUAAAUGAUUUA
Messenger RNA from Nezara viridula (southern green stink bug), 3094 nucleotides. The record is from the annotation of a GenBank genome assembly. Lineage: Eukaryota; Metazoa; Arthropoda; Insecta; Hemiptera; Pentatomidae.